CAGUCGGUGUGUCUGCGCCCGUCUGUGAGCACCCACGCGCGCGCUCCUCUUGUUAUUUGUGAGAAAAAGAAAAAGAGAGAGAAAGAGAGAGAGAGAAAAAAAAAUAGAAAUAAAUAAAUAAACUGAUGUGCGUGCAUGCGUGCGUGUGAUGUCCCUGGAAAGAGAGGACACGUGAUCACUUUUUGGACAGACCUUCAUACAUACAGACAGACAGACAGACAGGCGGUGGUUUGUCUGUUCAUGUCUGUGUGUGUUCUGUUGUGACUUUCUUGUUCUGUUGACGUGAGGCGCCCCAGAGGAGAUGGCGUACGAGGGGCUAGGGAGACACCUGGACUUCCGCUCCUUACCUGACCCAGGGGAAAGGUUCGGACUGGAGAAAGUCAUUGCCACGGGGACUUACGGAGAGGUGUUUGAGGCGAUUGACAAGGAGAAUGACAACAGACGCGUGGCCAUCAAGGUGGUGGAGAACAUCAAGGAGAAUCUGGAGGAGGUGGAGGAGGAACACCGGGUCUUGACGCAACUCAGUCUCCACGAAAACUUCCCUGUGUUUCAUGGCACCUUCCUCAAGAAAGCUGGCAACCCCGAAGAUCACCAGCUGUGGUUCGUUAUGGAGUACAUCAAGCUGGGGUCUGUGGCGGAGUUGGCUCAAGCUUACAAGAAGAAGGACGAGCGAAUGCCGGAGGACUUGAUCGCUUAUAUCCUGCAGAACAUCAUCAAGGCGGUCCAACACCUUCACCAGGAGCACGUGAUCUACAGGGACGUGAAGGGAAUGAACGUCUUAAUCACUGAGGAAGGAACCAUCAAACUAGUCGACUUCGGCCAAUGUGCGCACGUGAACUCUACAAUGGAUAAGCGAAGCACAGCAGUGGGGACGCCUUACUGGAUGGCCCCUGAAGUAAUAGAGUGUGAGCAGAAACAAGAUGUGGAUUAUGACAACAGAUGCGACGUGUGGGCUCUUGGCAUCACAGCAAUAGAGUUAGGGGACGGGCCCCCUAACGCUGACGUGCACCCUGUCCGCGCACUGUUCCAGAUAGUGCGCAACCCGCCCCCGACUCUCAAGCGACAUUCUGAUUGGACGCAAGAUUUUAACGACUUCAUUGCUGAAUGCCUGGUGAAGACGCCUGACCACCGCCCCGUGAUGGUGGAAGUUCUGGAGCAUCCUUUCAUCACCUCCGUGCCAGAAGACCCCGCCGAGGUGAAGAAGAAGCUGGUGGCGGAACAUAAGAGACUGCUCACGCCAGACUACCAGAAGGAGCGGCCCAUGACAGGCAUCGCAAGACAGGGAUACCUCAAGACUGAGAGACGCGGGAUUGCCAAAAAGAUGGUGGUGGAUGACUUGGCCAGCCUCGAGAUGUUCAAUGACGAGGUGGUGCUGGACACUCUGUACUCUCGCUGGAAGGAGGGCAAGAUCUAUACCUGGGUGGCUGACGUCCUUCUUGCAGUCAACCCUUUUAGUAUGAAGGCCAAGUAUGAUGAGGAGACACAAGUUAAAUAUAAGUCAAAAACAAGGAGCCAGAACGAUCCCCACGUGUUUGCCAUCGCUGACCGUGCUCACCAAGACAUGAUGCACAACAAGGAGCACCAAACCAUCGUGCUGUCCGGGGAGUCAGGCAGCGGCAAGACCUUCUCCUUUCACCAAGUUGUCAGUCAGCUGUGUUACAUUGGCAUGAGCAACCCAGGCCUUAUCGACAAAAUCAAGAAGGUCUGCGUGAUUCUGGAUGCCUUUGGGAACGCCGUGACUCAGCUGAACAGUGACUCAACACGCCACGCUCGCUACUUCGACAUUACCUUCUCCAAGACUGGCAAGGUGUCCGGAGCUCUGGUGUGGCUCAUGAUGCUGGACAAGUACAGAGUCACGGAGAGAGGCAGAAAACGAGGUAACUUUCACAUUUUCUACUACCUCUACGACGGGCUGUCUCAGAGUUCCCGCCUCUCUCGCUACGGGCUCAAGCUGGGACGCAAGUAUCAUUUCCUAGCCAAACACCCUUACGAUAACGAGGUGUCGAAUGCCCAGAAGUUUACCAAGGUGGAGGAGGCGCUGCAGGUGGUUGGCUUCACGGACAGGGAGUUGCACACGCUGUAUUUGGUGCUGGCUUCAAUUCUUAUCCUGGGCAACAUUGAUUUUACUGGCAGCCAUGAAGCGGCCAUCGUAGACAAGGAACCCGUCACAGAAGUGUGUCGCCUCCUGGACAUCGAGGAGAAGAAGUUAUGCUGGGCUCUGUGCAACUACUGCCUCGUGAAGCCUGACCAGAGUGUCGAGCAGGCCAAGAAGACACAGGAGGAGGCUGAGCUAGGGAGGGACGCUCUGGCCAGGGCUUUGUAUGCUAGACUGGUGGAUUGGCUCGUCAACAUCAUCAACGCCAAACUCACAGUCACCAGGCUUGUUUUUGGCGACCCUUAUGCUAUUGGGGUUCUGGACAUGUUUGGCUUCGAGGCGAAUGAUUACAACACUCUGGAAAAUCUUUUGGUCAACGUAGCGAACGAACAAGUGCAGUAUUUCUAUAACCAGUAUAUUUUCAACUGGGAAAUGCAAGACUACUCCGAGGAAGGCAUACCUGUUAAGAACUUCACCUUCCCAGACAACAGACACAUACUGGAGAUGUUUCUGGGCAAGAGUCACGGAUUGUUUGCCUUGAUGGAGGAAGAUAGCAGGGACGAGGCUGGCAGUGACUCUUCUCUGUCUUAUAAGCUGAAGCAGAAGGCAGGCAACAAACAGCUUCAGGCGGUCUCAGAUUACACCUUUGCUAUUGCUCAUUAUGUAGGAAGGGUGAAGUAUGACAUAUGUGGCUUUGUGGAGAAGAACAGAGAUCAGGUGUCGCCCGAGCUGAUCCAGACACUGCGCAAGUCGGCCAACGAACAUCUGCGCACUAUGUUCUGUAAUAAAUUGACCAAGACUGGGAACCUUACAAUGGAGAGCGAGGAGACCAAGAAGGCGAAGAGUACAUCGCAAGCUACUGGGAAGAAGAACUCGAGGCGAUUCAAUACCAAGUCGAAGGGUCGCAUCUCUCAAACCAGGCACCCGCAAACUCUAGGCAUGAACUUCCGCUACUCACUGAUCGAGCUGCUGUACAAACUGACCAACUCGCAGCCUCACUUCAUCCGCUGCUUCAGGUCAAACAUGGACAACUCAGGCAGUGUGUUUGACCGAGACAUGAUCAAGCACCAAGUGAAAUACCACGCUGUUUGUGACACUGUGGCCAUUAGACAGCAAGGUUUCUCUCACAGGAUCCCAUACCAGGAGUUCUUGAGGAGGUACCAGUUCUUAGCCUUUGAGUUUGACGAGACGGUUGACGUAACGAAGGACAAUGCUCGCCUGCUGUUAGUCCGCCUCAAGAUGGAAGGUUGGGCCAUUGGGAAGGACAAAGUGUUCCUCAAAUAUUACAACGAGGAGUUUCUGUCCAAGCUGUAUGAGACGAGUGUGAAGAAGAUAGUGAAGAUUCAGGCUAUGAUGAGGGCGUACAUGCAGAGGAAGAAGAAGAAGAAGCCAGUAGUGCAGGAAGAGAAAAAGAAGCCAGUGAGAGAGAUGACACAGGAGGAGGCGGCCACUAAGAUACAAAGCAACUUCCGUGGGUUCAAAGCGCGGCAGGAGAACCCAGAGAUUGCCAGACAGAUCAGGGAGAGGAGGAGAUAUGGCGAAGCCACGGUGGAGGGCGAGGCGGCGCGUUACGUCCAGCAUUACUUCCGCCGCUGGAAGAUGCGAACUCUCUUCCAGCAACUUCAGAUCUACAGAGCAGACAAACAACAGCAGCUGGUUUACUUUUCCCAGCAGGUCCAUCUCUACGGGCAAGAGGUCCAGGCUAAAGAGCAAAGAUACAACCUGCGCAUUGACUUGGGCCACGUACGAAAUGAGGCUCCAGGAACACAUCAGAAAAUUUUGCAGAGGGAGAAAGUGCCCGCGCCAAAACUAGCACUGGACCACAUGAUCAAUGCUUACUUUGACACCACCUACCUGUGCGAUCCGAGCAGGGCCAAGAAGGGCAGGCAACAGGACGAUGACUGGGAGGCGCCCUUCAAGUCCCGGGCCGCUGCAAGCAGGGCUGCCAACAUGGGCCUCGCUGACGAAGCAGGAGCAGGAGCAGGAUCAGUAGGGCCGGGACGCAGGGACUUUGGGGCCGGUGGACACACGCCUAUGGAUGUACGCUCCAGGACGGCUAUGUUUGACCAGGGCCAGAAUAACAACUCCUCUUACAACUCCAAGCCAGAGGGCGCGUCGGGUUACAACAGGUUCGCAGGGAGCAGUAACAACAAGCCAGCCUCGAAUUAUAACCGCUUUGCAGGAACCACUUCCCCAAAGUCUCCUGGACCCUACAACCUGCCCACUCCGAGUUACCUGAAGGCCUCUCCGACUCCCUCUGUGCCUGUCAGUUCCUGGAGUGACAGACAGCAUAAUGGAUACAGCGGCAGCACUACGCCAGAUGAAUCGGACCAAGGCACACACGACUUCAGGAAACACCUUCGCAAAACAGGCAAUCGUUCAGACCACCUUCGGGAGAUGACUGACAGAGCUGGGACCAACAACGAGGGCGUGUUUAACUUCCAGGGCAUGUUACGCAAGACAGGCAACACGCGUCAGAGUAUGAAGAGAGGUGAUGGUGAUGCUAAUGGUGGUGGUGAGAUAUGCACCUCACCCACACUCUACGAGGAGACGGAGGAGGCCAUGCUGUAGUGGUGUUGACUGGUGAUGACGUUAUGGUGACCCGGUGGUGUGUUGGUGGUUAGGUUAGGUUAAAUGAUUGUUUGAGGUCCGUAAUGUGUUGCAAUGUGCUUAUUGGUGUUGAUGUGGUGUUGUGGUGUUGCGGUGGUGUUGUUUGGUUAGUUUAGGUGGUGUGGUAAUGUAUUCUAACCUAAUGUAAACUAACUCUAAUUGUGCAGAUGGUGGUGUUGUGGUGAUGUGGUGGUGGUGAUGGUGGUGGUGUUGUGGUGUGGUGAUGGUGUUGAAGAUUAUGCUGAGGUGGUAAUGCUGGUGGUGUGAUGGUGUGGUGGUGGUGUUGUGGUGUUGUGGUGACGGUGUCGAGGUGAUGACGGUGUUGUUAGUAAGCUUAAUGAAUGGUGGUGAGUAAUUUGACCUAGGCUAACCUAAUAAUAGUGAUGAUUGUCCUGGUGAUGUUGUUAAUGAUGGUGAUGAUGGUGAAGAACUGAUAAAUUAAUCUAACCUAACCUAACAAUGAUGAAUAUGAUGAUAAUGGUGAUGAUGAUGAUGAUGAUGAUGAUGAUGAUGAUGGUGAUGAUGAUGAUGGUGAUGAUAUUGGUGAUGAUGAUGAUGAAUAUAUAACCUAACCUUCUCUUACUUAACGAUAUUUUAACUUUAUUGUCACCAAACGUAAAUUUUUUUAAACUUUUCAUGUUCAACGAAAAUUAAUAUUUAUUUUUCUUGCAUUUUUUUUUUUUUCUUUUGAGAAGAAAAUUUUGAGUCAAGAGGAAAAAAGAAAGAAGAAAUUUGAAAAAAGAUAGUGAUGAAAACUUUUAUUGUUUAAAGUUAUCGCUCUCUCUCUCUCUCUCUCUCUCUCUCUCUCUCUCUCUCUCUCUCUCUCUCUCUCUCUCUCUCUCACACACACACACACACACACAC
Molecule: messenger RNA, 5569 nt
Organism: Portunus trituberculatus (swimming crab)
Lineage: Eukaryota; Metazoa; Arthropoda; Malacostraca; Decapoda; Portunidae
Gene: ninaC
Product: neither inactivation nor afterpotential protein C-like
Biological process (GO): protein phosphorylation
Cellular component (GO): myosin complex
Molecular function (GO): protein binding; protein kinase activity; cytoskeletal motor activity
Source: RefSeq, a predicted model, not a curated record